This is a messenger RNA of Prunus armeniaca (apricot), 552 nucleotides long. The record is from the annotation of a GenBank genome assembly. NCBI's taxonomy places the organism in Eukaryota, Viridiplantae, Streptophyta, Magnoliopsida, Rosales, Rosaceae.
AUGGCGAGUGUAAGGCAUGUAGGAGAUGUUAAAUACGUGAUGAGCUUUUUAAUUCCCAUUGCAGCUAGGUUCCCUUUGAGAGUUGAAUUUGAUUUCUUCUUGGAGUUGGUGGUGAGUAUUCUCCCAGUGGCGUUUCAAGUAUGUGAAGAAUCCUUCUCAGGCAAUGAGUGUGUCAUUAAGGUUUUCAGGCAAGCAAGCACAGGUGGAGGUUCAGAUUUGGGAGAAAAUGGGGAAUUUGAUUUGGGGAUUUCAGAUUUGGGAGAAGAAGGAAUAAGACAUGGAAACAGGAGAAGCAAGGCUUGCCCAACGAUGUCAUUGUGGGAAGUUAGCAGGAAUGCAAACUUCAUGGACCACUUCAAACCCAAGGCGGAGAUUUCUAGUCUACCCAAAGUCAAAGAAAUGUGUGAGAGUUCAAAGUCUUUGCUACUUGGUUUGCUAAAGAAGAUUGACAGGGUGGAAGAGGAAAAUACAAAGAUUCGAGCAAAGUCAAGUAUAUUGUGGGCUGCUAUGUUGCUUUCCUGGUUGGUGGUGUUUGCCAUGAAGAUGAAUUAG